This is a messenger RNA of Rubroshorea leprosula, 823 nucleotides long. Lineage: Eukaryota; Viridiplantae; Streptophyta; Magnoliopsida; Malvales; Dipterocarpaceae. The record is from the annotation of a GenBank genome assembly.
AACAUCUUCUUUGCAAGCAUAUCGCAAAAUAUGCAGCUAUCUUGUUGUGAAAUCAAUUCCUCUGAUAGCCAAAUUGUCCUUUGUUGGAAGGCGGUUCAGCAUGAGACGCCAAGCAAACACGCUAACUUUGGAGGGACAGCAUCGAAUCCAAAUAAGAUUGCAGGAAUUGCUGUCCAAGCACGGACUAGAGACUUCAAGAAAGGAAUAUGCCUUUUUUGUAGGGUAUCCAACAGUGCUGUACCGCCAUUUUAUUUGAUCAGGGAAGCCAUUGGGAAGCUGAACCUCUUCUGGUAUGUAUAUCUUCCAAGUGCUGCAAUUCAUCAAUUGCUCUACUUGACAACGGUCUUCGCCAUGCAAGCCACCAAAAACCAUUUGAAUCUCUAUUUGGUUUAACAUAUCUGCAACAGAGAUAUUUCUAGACAGAAAGAUCAUAUAGUCUGGGAAAUUCUUUUGUCAAGAGGCUGCACCCAAGUCAACAGUCAUGCCAGAAUUUAAUCCUAGAGUCAUCACCGAAUUUCCAUUUGAAUCCCUUGUUAAAGCAAAGAUGGUUUGCGCUACAAGCUUGACCUAUUGAUAAAAUAUCUCUCCAUACAGAGGAAAGGUUUGUCUUUGCAGUGCAAGAAAUUGAAGCUGGUUGUGACCUACCCAUGGUAUUUGCUCAAGAUAAUAUUUUUCCACAAAACUAUUAUUUUAUUCCCACAGGAAAGCUUGUCCCACCAUCUACCAAGCAGACGUAAAUUCUAAGAAGCAAAUUUGGAACACCUGGCCCACACUUAUUUUUCUCUAGGCAAACUCUCUUUGCGAAUUAACUCAAAAAAUUUUA